Vitis vinifera (wine grape) is the source of this 2374-nucleotide messenger RNA. RefSeq names its product O-fucosyltransferase 10. NCBI's taxonomy places the organism in Eukaryota, Viridiplantae, Streptophyta, Magnoliopsida, Vitales, Vitaceae. Bases 337 to 2094 code for a protein of 585 amino acids. The transcript has 10 exons. The record is from RefSeq and is a predicted model, not a curated record.
AAUUACCUAAUGAAAUAUUCGCACCGCCAAGCCGACUCUCACCACUCGGCGCUACAGUCCCUCCUCCUAUCGUACUUGUCUCUGCAACUCUAUCUCUCUCUCCUACUUUUUCUCUGAAGAAGGAAAAAGAAAAGGAUAAAGAAGUAAAGAACAAUUCCAUGAAAACAAAAACAGAGAUACUUACCUCAUACACCCAUAAAAAUCAAAACCCAACUUUAUCAGUUAUCACUCUCCCACCGAAAUAUCUCUAACAAAUUCUUCACUGUCUCUGUUUUCUUUCUCUAAGAUCUUUCUUCACCUUCUCUCUUGCAUGGCUUCAACCGUUCUACUUCAGCCAUGAAAUCCAAGAACCAUCAUCAGCCAACCCCCGUCUGCAAUGGCAACACUAGCGAAAGCAGCUCACCGAGUCCGCCACCCUCGCCUCGCCGGCACUCUGCUGUGCCCCAUUGCCGCCGGCUGCUCCGCUCCAAGACUUUUUCUCAGUCCCGCCGUGAGAGCUCCGUCGCCGGCAUUAUUAUUCGGCGUGGUCUUCGGUACUUCCUGCUUCUGCCUCUGUUCUACAUCUCUGGACUGCUCAUGUGCGUGGGUCCCUUCUCUGGUCUUGUGUGGCAGGCUCCUCUCCCUGGUUCAGUCUACCGUAGCCACGAGAUCUUUGAGAAGCUUUGGCACGAAAUUGAAUCCGAUAAUUCCUCAGCUAUUGAGUUGUCUUCUGUAUGGAGAUACAAUAGGAGGCUGAAAGAGCAGAAACCUUGUCCAAACACAAGCUAUAGACACCAUUUUGCUACAAAACGUGAGUCGCCUGACCCUAGUGGCUACUUGAUUGUUGAGGCUAAUGGCGGCCUUAAUCAACAGCGCUCAUCGAUCUGCAAUGCAGUGGCUGUAGCUGGGCUUUUGAAUGCAAUACUAGUCAUUCCUCACCUUGAUUUUCACAGUGUUUGGGUGGAUCCAAGUGAGUUUGGGGAUAUUUAUGAUGAGGACCAUUUCAUAACCACCCUCAAAGGGUUUGUAGAAGUGGUCCAGGAGCUACCGGAGGUAGUGAUGGAAAGAUAUGAUUACAACAUUACUAAUAUACCAAACAUUCGAAUUGAAGCUUGGGCUCCUGUAAGUUAUUACUUGGAAGAAGUUUAUCCAGUCUUACGCAAGCAAGGAGUUAUUCGCAUAGCCCCAUUUGCUAAUAGAUUGGCAAUGAAUGUUCCUCCUCGUGUUCAAUUCCUGAGAUGCUUAGCCAACAACGUAGCAUUGAGGUUCUCUUUUCCUGUUUCAACUCUUGCUAGGAAAUUAGUUAAACGAAUGAUUGAGAAGAGCUCAAGAACUGGUGGAAAGUAUGUUUCUGUCCACCUUCGUUUUGAGGAGGACAUGGUGGCCUUCUCAUGCUGUCUAUAUGAUGGAGGAAAAGCUGAAAAUUUUGAAAUGGACUUAGUUCGAGAAAAAGGGUGGAGGGGAAAGUUUAGGCGUAAAGACCGUUUAAUUCAACCUGGUCUCAAUCGAAUUAAUGGAAAAUGCCCUCUAACUCCUUUGGAGGUAGGAAUGAUGCUACGGGGUAUGGGAUUUGAUAACAACACUUCAAUUUAUUUGGCCUCUGGGAAAAUAUACCAGGCGGAGCGACAUUUGGAUCCUCUACUAAAGAUGUUUCCCCUUCUCUAUACCAAGGAGUCCCUUGCAACCUCAGAUGAGCUUGCACCUUUUAAGGGCUAUUCUUCAAGGUUGGCUGCAUUGGACUACACAGUAUGUCUGUUUAGUGAAGUUUUUGUGACAACUCAGGGUGGAAACUUCCCCCAUUUCCUGAUGGGUCACAGGAGAUUCCUCUUUGGUGGACAUGCUAAGACCAUUCAACCUGACAAGCGGAAGCUCGUUAUUCUGCUGCAGGACAUGGAUAUUAGUUGGAAAGCUUUCAAGAAUGAGAUGGAAUCAAUGCUUAUCGAGAGUGAUCGGAAGGGGAUGAAUGUACCCAGAAUUAAAAAGUCCAGAAGAAAGUCUUCCAUCUAUACCUACCCUUUGCCAGAAUGCAGGUGUCUCCUGGAAUCACAAAACUCAACAAUCAAAUUUACUCAUACUACCCACAUGCUUGAUGAUGAGGCUGAAUCCGUGGUAUAAAGAACACACAGCAUGCUUCAGCAGCUUUCUUCUGUGCAGAACCAUAGACAUUGUACUUUAUCUGGCCUUGAUCCCUCUUUGAUUUUUCUUAAGCCCCUGUUAAGUGUGGAACCUGUGAUGCAAAGGCAGGUAAGUCAUUGCAGUUGUACAGGUGAGAGAUGCGGGUUUCCAAUUUUGGCCUAAUGGGGAAUUCUUGGGUUGCUGCCCUUGUGAAGGUUAUGAAACUAUUUUUCUACACCUACAUAUAUGUAUAUAUAAAUGGUUUAAGUCAUUAAUCUAA